Molecule: messenger RNA, 2679 nt
Organism: Branchiostoma floridae (Florida lancelet)
Lineage: Eukaryota; Metazoa; Chordata; Leptocardii; Amphioxiformes; Branchiostomatidae
Product: medium-chain acyl-CoA ligase ACSF2, mitochondrial-like
Exons: 19
Coding region: 88-1860 (590 amino acids)
Biological process (GO): fatty acid metabolic process
Molecular function (GO): medium-chain fatty acid-CoA ligase activity
Source: RefSeq, a predicted model, not a curated record
AAACACCAUGAGUUACAUGCGGGGCGCUACCGAUGACCCUCUCCUUGACGUGACCUUCGGACAGCUGCUGGACGACACGGCGGCACGAUGGCCGGACAGAGAGGCGUAUGUGUUCAAGAAGACAGGUUCAAGGGUCACGUUUGCCGACAUACAAGAAAAGUAAACACCAUGAGUUACAUGCGGGGCGCUACCGAUGACCUUCUCCUUGACGUGACCUUCGGACAGCUGCUGGACGACACGGCGGCACGAUGGCCGGACAGAGAGGCGUUUGUGUUCAAGAAGACAGGUUCAAGGGUCACGUUUGCCGACAUACAAGAACAUACAACCAGACUGGCAGCAGGACUGAAGGCCAUAGGUACGGCACGAGGGGAUGUAGUCGCCUGGCUCUUCGGUCACCGCCCGGAAUGGAUCUACUUGUACUUCGCCGUGGCCAAGUUAGGAGCUAUUGCGUUGCCAUUGCAGGAGGAGCGUGUCGGGCGCAGCGUGGAGACCAUGAAUUACUUCCUGAAUAAGGCUGGUGUGAAGGUCCUUAUCAUGGCUGACAAAUCGGAAACCCAACCAGCAGACGAGAAGACCUCUUUCCUGGAAACUUUGUUUCCGGAAAUCAAAACAGCCGAUCCUGGGAUGCUGAAGAUUGAAAGAAUCCCCACGUUGACCAGUAUCAUUGUACUCGCAGACGGGGCAACAGGAACCGGUGCCUACACCAUGGAGGAGGUGCAGAGGCUGGGGAAUGACGAGUCUCUCCUGGCUGAAGUCAGGACUCUGCAGGACCAGCUCAGCUGCCGCGACACCUUCAUGUUGGGAUUCACUUCGGGAAGUACCGGCCUACCGAAGUGUGCUGAACUAACUACUUACGCCCUUCAUAACAACACCCGUGUCAUCGGCAAGGUCAUUGGUAUGCCGAAUGAGGGAACAGCACUCUACCCGUACCUGACAUUCCGGUUCGCUGUGAUCUACCCCUUCACGGCGGGGUGCACACUGGUUGUUCCUGCAAGUUCGUCGCCGUCGUCUGUGGAAAUGUUGGAAAUACUUCAAGAGGAGAAGUGCAAGGCGAUCGGCGUAUUAUAUCUGAAGGAAUGCCAUGGCUUGUUACAUGAUCCACACCUCGGUGAUUACGAUCUGUCGUCACUUGACCGAGUGCUUGUCACAGGCAACGUCACGCCAAAGAGUCUUGUUGAUCAUGCCGCCAAAGUCCUGCCGAAUGCGAAGAUGUUUGUUGGCUAUGGUGGAACAGAGUUCAUAUUUUUGACAUCAACGUCAGCCGAGAAGGUUGCGGAAGGGAGAGGAUCCACGGUGGGCAAGCUGUUAGAACAUGCUGAGAUGCAGCUUGUCGACACAGACGGCCGGGUUGUACCAUUAGGCCAUGAAGGGGAGGUGUAUGUGAGAGCGUACUCAUUGUUUAACGGGUAUCGUGGAGACGAGGAGAAAACAUCUAAGGCGAUGACAGCUGACGGAUGGUACAAAACAGGUGAUGUUGGUGUUCUCGAUGAAGAAGGAGUCCUAAAGCUUUUUGGCAGAGUUUCGGAUAUGAUCAUCAGGAAUUCCUUCAACGUGCACCCGACUGCCAUUGAGUCUCCUUUGUCGAAGCAUCCGAAGGUGCAAGAUGUCAGGGUUGUUGGUGUGCCUGAUCCGGCCAGUGUGGAGGAGAUCUGCGCAUGUGUCAUCCUGAAGGAAGGACAAACCGCGGACUCCCAGGAGAUGACGAAGUUCUGUGCAGAGAUCGGGCUCGUUCCGAUAGAAAUGCCCGGAUAUUUCCUCUUCAUGGACGAGUUUCCGAUGACUUUGACACGACGCAAGGUUGACCGGAAGAAGUUGAGACUGAUCGCCAUGGAGAAGCUUGGUCUGAAGGAGGAGGCCUGAUCUAAAACCUGUUUGGUUCACCAUUGUAAAACCUGGCCUAUCCGACUAAAAUAUCACGAUACAUUUGUGAUGGAAAAACUUAACUUGCUUUGUGUGGCCUACAACCGACUUAUAGCUUGCUGUGACCUCGCUGCGACGUAAAUCUAAUUUGUAUUACCCUAUAUUUCAUAUAUAGUUAGACAAAUCAUAUAUAUAUAUAUAUAUAUAUAUAUAUAUAUAUAUAUAUAUAUAUAUAUAUAUUUUAUUAUCGCUGUUAACAAAAAUAACGCCAUUUUUUAGAAUCCUGUUUCCUGGUCACCUGAAUGAGUAACGUUCAUCAAUGGUACAUCCUAGCCUUGUGCCCAAACCUUAGCAAAGCUUCUCUUUCGCCCUCUCUAGUUUGCAGAGGGGACAAAACGCGGCACCAUAAGAGGUUUGGAUACCUGAGACUAAGUAAGUCCAUAUUAGAGUUUAUGUCACUGAGUAAGCUAUUGAUAUCAUCAGUUUAAGUCAAUUUUAAAUAUACAAGAAAUAUAGAUAACGAGCUUUUGUCUUUAUCACGGUAAGCGUCAUGGGUACACGUUGCAUUUUUUAGAGUUUAUGUCACUGAGUAAUCAAAGCUAUUGAUAUCAUCAGUUUAAGACAAUUUUAAAUAUACAAGAAAUAUAGAUAACGAGCUUUUGUCUUUAUCACGGUAAGCGUCAUGGGUACAAGUUGCGGAGACUACAAAUGUAAGCGGGACAUUUACUAUUAACUCCCUAUUUACAGUGCAGUAACUUGUCCUAAGCUGACUCAGAGUUAACUUAAAAUCUGUAUUAAAGUUUGAGUUGGUGAUCUCAA